This is a messenger RNA of Oncorhynchus masou masou (cherry salmon), 979 nucleotides long. Its product is annotated as transmembrane emp24 domain-containing protein 1-like. Lineage: Eukaryota; Metazoa; Chordata; Actinopteri; Salmoniformes; Salmonidae. Gene Ontology annotation, cellular component: COPII-coated ER to Golgi transport vesicle; endoplasmic reticulum-Golgi intermediate compartment; Golgi apparatus. The record is from RefSeq and is a predicted model, not a curated record. Gene Ontology annotation, biological process: intracellular protein transport; Golgi organization; endoplasmic reticulum to Golgi vesicle-mediated transport. The coding region runs from base 282 to 977 and encodes 231 amino acids. The transcript is spliced from 4 exons.
UAGACUCACUUUCAGUUGCGCGCACAGUGGUCAGAACUGAUCUGAAGCUAGUUGUUCGGUGAAGAAGGCGACUUGAUUUCUGCUAUGACUAACUUUGAUCACAAGCAAUAAAUAGCCUACAGCUCGUGGUCGCUGACAGUCUAUGGAAAAUGUACGUAUACAAUGCGGUAUGAGUGAAGCGAAGUAAGCUACUAGACUACAAGAACAAGCAUACAUGGCUGCCGAUGAGUCAACAGUGAUUGUAACUUUUACUGAAGUCCAAAGUCGCUUCUAGGCUACAAAUGGGUUCCAUGUUUGAUCUGAGCGUUGCUGGAAGACUCUAUUUGCUGUCUUGUUUCGUUGUAUCUGUGGACUUCACUUUAGGCUUGGGACAAAGCCAAGAUACUGAAUUCACGUUUCUACUCCCGGCGGGUAGAACAGAAUGUUUCUACCAAACAGCUACGAAGAACGGAAGCCUGGAAGUAGAAUACCAGGUGAUUGCAGGUGCAGGCCUGGAUGUGGGCUUCACCCUGAUCUCCCCCAGCGGAUACAAGCUGGCCUCUGAGUUCAGGACAUCUGACGGCAUCCACACGGUGGAGCCUACAGAGGAUGGAGACUACCGGCUGUGUUUUGACAACAGCUUCAGUAAGCUUUCUGAGAAGAUGGUGUUCUUCGAGGUGAUUGUGGAGGGCCAGCCUGGGGACACCUGGGGCGAUGAAGAGUGGGCUGACAUGGCCGAGCCAGAGAGUAUGGUGGAGUACAAACUGGAAGACAUCAGGGAGACCAUGGACUCAGUGCACAGGCACCUGGAGAGGAGCCGGCAGCUUCAGACCAUGCUGAGGGCCUUCGAGGCCCGGGACCGCUAUCUACUGGAGGACAAUCUGUGGAGGGUCUCGUUCUGGUCCUCCAUGAGCCUCCUGGUCAUCCUGACUGUGGCCGUCACACAGGUCUACACCCUCCGACGCCUCUUCGACGACAAGAGGGUCUGCAAACCCUAGUG